Messenger RNA from Strongyloides ratti, 765 nucleotides. Its product is annotated as 7TM GPCR, serpentine receptor class g (Srg) family-containing protein. Lineage: Eukaryota; Metazoa; Nematoda; Chromadorea; Rhabditida; Strongyloididae. Gene Ontology annotation, biological process: sensory perception of chemical stimulus. Gene Ontology annotation, molecular function: transmembrane signaling receptor activity. The record is from RefSeq and is a predicted model, not a curated record. The coding region runs from base 1 to 765 and encodes 254 amino acids. Gene Ontology annotation, cellular component: membrane. The transcript is spliced from 4 exons.
AUGUUAAUUAUUCAAUUAUAUUAUACAGCAUUUAUAUCAUUUGUUAGAUGGAUAACAAUACAUUACCCUGUUAAAGGAUAUUUAAUAAUUGAAAAAUAUUUUUGGAUUUUUAAUGGUAUUGGAGUUUUAGUUGGUUGUUUUGUUUUACUUCAAUUUGAAGUUAGCAAACAUCCUUUUAAACUUGAUUAUUUAAUUAUGUCUUAUAGUGAUAAUCAAGAAAUAGGAUUCAUUGGUUUUGAUGUAUUAAUAUCAUUUAAUCAACCUAUGUUUUUUGUUGUAUCAAUAUUAGCAGCAUUUUUUACUAUUCCUGCAAUGUUAACUAAUCUUUUUUCAUUAAUAAAAAUUAAAAAAUUAAAAAAGAGUGUAGUUAAUAUAUCUAAUACAAAUAAUAAUAAUAAAACAAAAUCGCAAAAACGAAUGGUAUUAUAUGUUUUUAUUAUGUCAUUUAAUCAAUUUAUAUUUUUAACAAGUAGAGUAGUAAUUUUUAUUAAUCCAAAAAUUGGAGGAUAUGAUCAAAGUAUACUUAUGAUGUUAUAUGCUAUAAGACCAUAUAUUAUGCAUUUAGUAUGCCUUACAAGUCCAUAUGCAUUGUUGAUUCUCAAUAAAAAUAUAAGAAAAAAAGUAUUCAACUCAAUAUUAACUAUACCAUUAUUAAAACGAUGUAAACCAAAGAAUGUUAUCAAAUUAACAGUAUCUAAAAUUGCCUCAAAAACUAUAUUUGUUAAUAGAAGAAAAAAUUCCAAUUGUAAUUUGAAUAUAUAUUAG